Messenger RNA from Aegilops tauschii subsp. strangulata, 1407 nucleotides. RefSeq lists its product as uncharacterized. The record is from RefSeq and is a predicted model, not a curated record. Lineage: Eukaryota; Viridiplantae; Streptophyta; Magnoliopsida; Poales; Poaceae.
AUCCACGGGCCCUUCACAUACUAACCCCGAGCCCGAGCACUGCACCGCUUUCUCUUUCCGCUUGCUUCGCGUCGCGGAGCCGCGGAGGAAGGAAGACCCACGGGCGCGGCGCGACUCCUGCCGCUGCCGGCACCGGCGAGCAUCGGCGGCGGCUGCUGCGUCGGAGGCAGGCAGGCAGGCAGCCGCGGAUGCACCCAUUCCGUCCUCCGCUCCGGCGACGUUGAAGAGGUCGACGGCGCGCGCUUCGCUCACCACCCGCUUCUCCUCCGCCGCCCCGCCCGCGUGGAGAGAAGAUGAUGGGCGCAGCGAGGAAGAUGGCGACGCUGGUCGUCUUUGGCCUGCUUAUCACCACUGUCUCUGCAGGAAGAGUGAGUAUGCUCUCCUCUCCAACAUCCGCUGAGCAUCUGGGACGCUCCUCACUUGCCUCGGUCACCACUUCCUCAAGCAGACCAACAGAAUCUACAGUUCGUAUUGAUUCUGUGAUUGGCUGCACUCCAAAGGAAGUGGCGAGAGAAUUGGUAAUCAAUUGCCGUGAGCCUGUCAAUGCUCCAAUGCCAAUUGAGGCUUGCUGCGCGGUUGCUGUCGGCACUGUUGGAAGGCCCUCCUGCUACUGCUUGGUCAAGGAGGAGGCUGCCUUCGGGAUGUCGCCGCUUUUCAACAUCAGCAACAUGGCGCAGCUGCUGGCCAGAUGUGGCGCGUCAAUCUACUUAAACAAGGCCCUCGACAACCCAUGCGAUCGGUCAUACGAUGAGAAGGAAACAGCUGAGUGCACAUCGCCUCAGAUGACACCCAAGACAGACAGUUGCAAGACCGCCAAGGUGUCAGGUUAUGUUGCCUGGAUACUGGCCGCUGUGUUCGCUGGGUUCUUGGCUUGGAUGGUAUGUUGCCAACCAGCACCGGCAGCACAAGUUGUGUACAUGCCAGAGAUUCAGUUGGUGAGGCCUAGAGGAAACCGUGAUGAAGACCAGGGACCGAGAGCAUCUGAUGCAGGGGCUGGAACUAGUGGCAGUGAUUCAUCUGAUACAGACUCUGAAGAUGGUGAAGAUGCUGUUUCGCAUACAAGUCAGGACCUCAUCCUGGAAGGGAAGAGGAACCGCAACGCGAACCCGAGGUUCGUUGGAGGUCCAUGGGUUAAGAAGUGAAUGAUGAAGGCGAAGUAUGCUACUUGAAAUAUGCUGAUGGCUUGCUGUUGAGGGAGAAAAUCUUGUCUUGGUACUGAUUGUAUGAUCGAUUUUGGAGCAACUAUGACACAACCGCACUAGCUGUGGUUCUAGGGAUACCAGCGAUACCAUUUUGCUAUAUACACAUGGUCUUAGAAUAUUGCUGUAGCGUAAGAUUCCUCCCUUGUUGAGAUAACACAGCGCUUAUGCGUCAUACUGUAUUGCAUUCAGGUGGGGAUUUUGAUUC